ACAUCGUCACUUUCUCCCCUUCAUGUGACUUCUCCCUGCUACCCUUGCACCAUGUUCCCUCCUCGUCCCUCCCUCCUUUUCUUCCUUCUCCUCCUUUCUUCCCCUUUCUCCCUCCUCCAGAUCUCCAACGCCGCAGCUGACGACGAUGGUACUUCCGUCCCCAUCGACCCAAGUCUCCAGUUUGAGAACCCAAACCUCCGUGAAGCCUAUAUUGCCCUCCAAGCUUGGAAAGCGGCCAUUUAUUCAGACCCAUAUAACUUCACUGCAAACUGGGAUGGUUCUAAUGUUUGCUCCUACAUGGGUGUAUACUGUGCUCCUUCUCCUUCUAAUUCCAGUAUUCGGGUCGUCGCCGGUAUUGACCUUAACCACGCUGACAUUGCUGGCUACCUUCCUCUUGAGCUCGGCCGCCUCACGGAUCUUGCUCUGUUCCACCUCAACUCCAACCGCUUCUGUGGAGUCGUGCCCACCACUUUCCGUCGCUUGAAGUUGCUUCACGAGCUCGAUUUAAGCAACAACCGCUUCGUCGGGAAGUUCCCUGACGUUGUCCUCUCCCUGCCGUCGCUCAAGUACUUGGAUCUCCGGUUUAAUGAGUUUGAAGGUUCUGUUCCCUCCAAGCUGUUCGACAAAGAACUCGAUGCUCUGUUCCUCAAUGACAACAGAUUCCGGUUUGGGAUACCGGAAAAUCUCGGAAAUUUGCCGGUUUCAGUGCUUGUUUUCGCCAACAACAAUCUCGGCGGCUGUAUUCCGGGCAGUAUUGGGAAAAUGGGCGCCACAUUGAACGAAAUCAUCCUCCUGAACGACAAUCUGACAGGUUGUUUGCCUCCCGAGAUCGGGAUGCUCGGAAAAGUCACGGUUUUCGAUGUCAGCUUUAAUCAUCUCCAGGGAUCUUUGCCUUCUUCCAUAGGCGGACUGAGGAGCGUUGAGCAGCUCAAUGUGGCGCAUAACAGCUUCACGGGAGUUAUUCCGCCUGCUGUGUGUCAGCUACCCAAUCUCCAGAACUUUACUUACUCUAACAACUAUUUCACCGGAGAACCACCCAGCUGCGCUGCUAUUUCCGGCAGAGGAAGGGUGUCUAAUGGCACCAUGAAUUGCAUUCCUGGCAAGGUGAAUCAGAGAUCUCCCAGGGAAUGUUCAAGUGCCCCACGCCCUGUGGACUGUAGCAAAUUCAAAUGUGGAGGAAGCGGAGGUGGUGGCGGUGGAGGAGGUAAUGGAGGGAGCGGUGGCGGCGGCGGCGGCGGCGGCGCUGUUCCGCAUCCACCCUAUGGAAAGGCUCCUGUUUUGAGGCCACCGCCCCCACGUCAAGCCACUGCACCUAAGCCUAGUCUUUCCAAACCUCCCCCACCACCGCCUACUUCAGAGUCUUCGCCUUCCACUAGAUCACACCCUCCGCCGCCACCAUCUUCAUACCCUUCACCAAUGCCUCCCACUUUCCAUCACCCACCACCGCCGACUCAAAGAGUGCCGCCAAGGACGCAUCUUCCUCCACCUCCGCCACCAGUUCACAAUGAGCCCCAACAACCACCGCCCCCUUCGCCUACUUCCACUUACAACCCACCACCAUCAAGCCACUACUCCGCUACACCACCACCACCAACAGUAGAGCAGUCACCGCCUUCCACGCCAUCUUAUGCACCACCAUCUCAUUCACCACCGUCAAGCCACAACUAUAAUACACCACCACCACCAGUAGAGCAGUCACCGUCCCCACCAUCUUAUUCACCGCCAUCAGGCCAUUACUAUAAUACACCACCACCAUUUGAGCAGUCACCACCGUCCUCACCACCACAUCCACCACCAGCAGGCCACUACUAUAGUAUACCACCACCUCCACCUGUUCACUAUGUGCCGCCAUCCGCGCCCGAACAACCGCCUCCACCGUCCACCACAGAGCACCCAGUAACUCCACCUUCACACCCUCCUAGUCCACCAUCAUCUGGAUGCACCACUCCAUCAUCAUCUCCACCACCACCCUCACAUAGUUACCAUCCUACGCCCUCACCACCAACGCCUCAACAUUCAAAACCAUUGCCACCUCCUGAACAUGGACAUUGGCAUUCCCCACCUUCACAUCAUCAAACCCUACCUCCACCACCACCGCCAUCACCAACAGAGAACACACCCCUUCCACCAAUUAUAGGUGUAUCAUACGCAUCUCCGCCUCCCCCAGUAAUCCCCUACUACUAAUCCAAAUCCAUUUUAGGGUUGAAGGAAACAAGGAAAAAAUUCUUUUUCUACAUCCUGCGGUUGAUGCCACAUUGUGUGUUUUUGUUGAGCCUUAAUUUUUAUUAUUAUUAUUUUUUUUUUGGUUGGAAUGGAUUGUUUGUGUAGCAAUAAUAUAUAUAGUUUCCUCUCCAAUCCACCAUCAUUUCUUUUUGAUUUUCUUAAUUUUAAUGUAUGUUAUAGGAGCAAUGAGUUUGGCAAUGGCUACAUUGCUAAAUCAAACAUUCAUUUUUCCUCAAGGAGUCUUUAGUGUCACGACAUAUUAAUCAGCCAAAAAUCUUUUUUAAAAAAUAAAAUAAAAUCUCAAUGUAACAUAUACUGCGCACCAAUUGUGACUUGUUCUUUCUGCCAUUAGGCUGCACAAAACAUUUUUGUAAUAGCAUUCACUUUGACUAUUAUUUACGAAAUUUUGCCAACAUUAAUUGCUUAUAUUGCGCGCUUGGUGUAUAUAUGAGAUCUGUAACUCUGGGAUUUUUAACAAAAUCCCCCCACUCCAAAGCAAAGCAGGCAGAGUCUCAUAAAUGACAUGAAUUUUAGUUGGCAUGGAAGUAAUAUCUGUGUCAGUGUGGGACAUCAUAGUACUAACAGUUUCCACGUAUAAUUGAUCAGCAUUAAAUUGGACGAUAUAUGGCAAUAAAUGGUGUUCAAUUGA
Messenger RNA from Rubroshorea leprosula, 2872 nucleotides. Lineage: Eukaryota; Viridiplantae; Streptophyta; Magnoliopsida; Malvales; Dipterocarpaceae. The record is from the annotation of a GenBank genome assembly.